UUUAGAUGCACAAUACUACACACCUCUGACUCACUUCACUUUAGUAGUUGUAUGAGUUGAUCCGCCCAUUAAACACCACACACAUCUUCAGACACAACUAUUUACAAUCUGUCUCUCAGGAGAAGACCACUCACUAUAAGGAUCCAGACAAGCAACAGUUAUCCAUAAAGCUGUAGUCAGAGAGACUGUGGAUGAUGGGUUGUCUCAUGGUCACCGGGGUGCUCCUUUUGACUCUACUGUUCCAUCCUCCAGCUGCUCAGAUGGAGAGCCCAGAUACAGAUAGUGCAGAUCUGGAGGCCGUGAGGUUCGGAGAGUUUUGCCUGAAAAUCUCUGAUGAUUCCCACUGGAAAACCCCUGAACCAGAGCCCAGGCAAACAGUUGCCAACAAGGAGGCAGCUGAGAGCACACAACUGCCAAUGUCUUCACCAUCGGAUGACAAGGAAGAUAUAAACUCCACUCUUCAACCGGCUGUCAAUUCUUCAUCAGUCGUGGCAAACAUCAUGGGCAUCCCACCAGGCCCUGGACAACUGGGGCCGGUGGAGAGGGAAGGAUGUCUCUGCAAGACGUGGCAGGAACGCGCAACCCACCGGUCUCUUGUCAGGAGCAUAGAGUACAGGUUCCCUGCACCAGAAGUGUGUAACUCCACAGAAAUCAUUGAGACACUGGUAGAUGGCAGGAAGGUGUGUGUGAAUACCUCUCUCACAAGCUUCAUUGCACCACUCUAUGGGCUUUCAACUGACCCAGACUGGGAAGGGACCACAACCCCCAGCCCAAACACCUCUGCAGUGUCCUCGUCCCCAACCACACAGACAGAGGAACCAAUGAGCAUGACACCACCAAGGGAAUCAAGAGAGGAAGUAUUCUACCUUCUUCUUGAAACUGGUGAAAUAGAACAAGAACCCCCAGCACCCCCAGCACCCCCAGAACCCCCAGCACCCCCAGCACCCCCAGCACCCCCAGGAGACCUAGGACCCCCAGGGCCCCCAGGCUCACUAGGACCCAAAGGAGCCUCUGGAGUACUAGAGCUUGGUCUGCUGCACUGCAAGUGCCACCAGGUGGAAUCCAGACGCAUAGGAAAGCUCAUCUCGAAAGUAGAGUUGCACCCACCCUCUCCAAGCUGCAACGUUUUCGAGGCUAUCGCAACUCUGAAGAGGUCAGAUCAAAAUAUUUGCUUGGACAUCACUGCACCCUGGGUCCGCAGAUUCCUGGAGAAAAUCCAGUUACAGUCAGACUCCCCUCCUGGGAGUUAAACUAAUUUCAUCCUCCUGAAUGAUGCUAGGCUGAAAAAAAGUUCUACUUCAUGAAAGCUCAGCACGGUAUUGCUUUGACCUAACAGUUGUUAGUAAGUAGAUGUUGCUGAUUAUCAAAGUGCUAAAUGUGUCAGCAGUUUGACACUUCUUAUUUGAUAAAGAUGUUUAAUCAGUCAUUACUAAUUCUUUCCACCCUGGCCUGUACUUGAUUUGACAGGAAAUUGAAAUGUUUUUUUGGCAUCUGAUUUCUGUUAUCUGGGCAACUAAACCACUGAGAGAAAGGAAAAUUGCAAAUGUAAUUUGAAUUUCACAUUUUAACAACAGCUUAAACUCAUUGCAAAUAAACUGCUCUCCAAUCUUGA
Coregonus clupeaformis (lake whitefish) is the source of this 1612-nucleotide messenger RNA. RefSeq names its product actin cytoskeleton-regulatory complex protein PAN1. NCBI's taxonomy places the organism in Eukaryota, Metazoa, Chordata, Actinopteri, Salmoniformes, Salmonidae. Gene Ontology annotation, biological process: neutrophil chemotaxis; chemokine-mediated signaling pathway; cellular response to lipopolysaccharide. Gene Ontology annotation, molecular function: CXCR chemokine receptor binding; chemokine activity. The coding region runs from base 192 to 1250 and encodes 352 amino acids. Gene Ontology annotation, cellular component: extracellular region. The record is from RefSeq and is a predicted model, not a curated record. The transcript is spliced from 8 exons.